UAGUAUUGAACUUGAUUUCCAUGCUUCUUCAAUUAACUUUGACUGUUUUCAGAUGGGUGAUAUGAAAUGAGUAUCAGAUCUGGACCUUGCUUAAUUCUUCCAUAUUUUCCUGUACUAUUUUUGACCAGAGAUUUCCAUGAUUUUAUAAGAAGGGUUUUGAAAAUGUAUUUUUUUUUAGGUAAAAUAAAAUUGAGACCUCUGGCUUGCCAAGGGGAUGUCUCCUCUACAAAACACUUCAGACUCAGAUGGGCUGGAUAUGCUGGACAUUGAGGGUAUUUAUCCAUUGUACAACAGAGUGGAGCAGUACUUGGAAGAGUUUCCCAAUGAGAGGAAUAUGUUACAAAUUGAUGGACCAUAUAAUGAAUCAUUUUACGAGAAGCUACUGGAUCUCUCAACUGAAGAUGAUGGAACAGUAGGCUAUGCUUUGACAAAGGUAUCUGUUAAUAAGAGUCAAAGUUCUUUAUAACUAUGAACUCUUGUAUGGACAGGUUGUAUAUCUCAAAUUCUAGUUCUUCAAGUGAUCAUCUGUAAAAUCACACAAUGGGAUAUUCCUGUGGCUUCCAGUUGUAUGAAUCACAGAGACGACGAAGAUAAUUACUGUUGUAAUUUCUA
Sceloporus undulatus (fence lizard) is the source of this 612-nucleotide messenger RNA. RefSeq names its product inositol-pentakisphosphate 2-kinase-like. The record is from RefSeq and is a predicted model, not a curated record. NCBI's taxonomy places the organism in Eukaryota, Metazoa, Chordata, Lepidosauria, Squamata, Phrynosomatidae. Bases 215 to 466 code for a protein of 83 amino acids. The transcript is spliced from 2 exons.